UAACUUUCGCGCGUUGCCGUGGUAGUGACGUCACUACGCUGAAGACGCAUUUUCGCCCCUCGCCUUGCAGUUCAGUGCUUCCAGGUCUAACGCGCUUCUCCAUUCAUAGCCGACGAUAUCCACUAAUCACGCUUUAAGUCUAUUUCGUAACGCUUUCCUCUAUUCUCUGUUGGCUGAAUCCGAGGCAACAAACGUGUCGAACUAGCUAUAUUCCAAACUGCCUAACCAGCCAUGUCGGCUACUCCCCCACCCACCCCACCGGCCGAUGCUUCUGCGGGGACUGAGGCAUGCUUUCCUCCGGGGUACAAGCCAUUUCAGCCUGAAGAGCACGGCCUGGACGCCGGCUUCCGCCUGACAAGCUUCUCGGAUAUGAAGGGAUGAGGGUGUAAGGUCCCCCAGGAGGCUCUGCUCAAACUCCUGGCGGGACUGGAAUCCGGGGAUCAAGGCUCCGAUUUCGGACAAAUCCCUCCCAACACCCCCGCUGGACCCCGGCUAGGAAUAGGGAUGGACUCCUGUGUGAUCCCACUCAGACAUGGAGCCUUAUCAUUGGUCCAAACUACAGACUUCUUCUACCCUCUGGUGGAAGACCCAUACAUGAUGGGAAGGAUAGCGUGUGCUAACGUCCUCAGUGAUCUCUAUGCCAUGGGUAUCACAGAGUGUGACAACAUGUUGAUGCUGCUUAGUGUCAGCCAGAAAAUGUCUGACAAGGAUCGUGAGCGUGUGAUGCCCCUGAUGAUCCGUGGUUUCCGUGAUGCUGCAGAGGAGGGAGGGACUUCAGUGACAGGCGGUCAGACUGUGGUAAAUCCUUGGAUCAUUGUUGGAGGCGUGGCCUCUGUUGUCUGCCAACCCAAUGAGUUCAUCAUGCCUGACAGUGCAGUACCAGGGGAUGUGUUGGUCCUGACCAAGCCUCUGGGAACACAAGUGGCUGUCAACGCUCACCAGUGGAUGGAUCUGCCAGAAAAGUGGAAUAAGAUAAAGCUGGUGGUCUCUAAGGAGGAAGUGGAGCAGGCCUAUCAGGAAGCAAUGUUUUCCAUGGCAACACUCAAUCGCACAGCUGCAGGCCUAAUGCACAGGUUCCAGGCCCACGCUGCAACAGACGUGACCGGGUUCGGGUUGCUAGGGCACGCCCGUAACCUAGCAACAACCCAGCGUGCUGAGGUAGCAUUUGUCAUCCAUAACCUACCAAUCAUUGCCAAGAUGGCCGCCAUCAGCAAGGCCUGUGGAAACCUCUUCAACCUGUUGGGUGGGACGUCUUCUGAGACCUCUGGGGGCCUGCUGGUGUGUCUGCCUAGGGAGCAGGCAGCCAGAUUCUGUGCUGAGGUGAAGGGUCAGGGAUCAGGGGGCGGAGCCUGGAUCAUCGGCAUUGUGGAGAAAGGAGAGCGCGGAGCUCGUAUCAUUGACAAACCACGCAUUAUUGAAGUGCCGCCCAGAGGGACCGUUGCAGCCAGUCAGGAUAACAGCAGUUCUGCUAGUCCCGCCCCCAUCGAAACGUUGUCAUAGACUUUCCCUCUGGCACGCGUGUGAGCGACGGCUUUUCAAAUUGACAUUCCAACAGUUUCCCCUCAAAUCAGUGAACUGAUCAAUCGUGUGUGUCCGGAGAUGGAGUUAAAGCAUUGUCAUGGUGAACUUCUAUAAUGGAAACUUUCCUGUGUUUUGUGUGUUUCUAUUGGAUAAUUGCCAUGUCUGUCAGGAUGUCUGGCUCCACCUAUUAGUUCUGAGGCAGGGUUGAGCAGCUCUUUCAGAACUAAUGGGGUUGCCCAGGAUGUCUCUUUGCUAGCUGACUGGCUGGCCAGUACACAGCCCUUCCUCUUCCUGUUUAUGAAGCUCUGCCUUUUUAAACCUGACUUAAUGAGGCCAGGCAGAGUGGAUGUCAGUCUCAGAAAGGGGUGGGGUUGGUGAAUUGUGUUCCAGCUGUGGGCUAUGUCUUUUUUAAGAAUGGAUUCAAAAUCAAAUAACUGAUCACAAUCAAUAAACCAUCAGCCAACUGCA
This is a messenger RNA of Esox lucius (northern pike), 1989 nucleotides long. RefSeq names its product selenophosphate synthetase 3 (gene sephs3). The transcript has 8 exons. Bases 505 to 1500 code for a protein of 331 amino acids. The record is from RefSeq and is a predicted model, not a curated record. Gene Ontology annotation, molecular function: ATP binding; selenide, water dikinase activity. NCBI's taxonomy places the organism in Eukaryota, Metazoa, Chordata, Actinopteri, Esociformes, Esocidae. Gene Ontology annotation, biological process: L-selenocysteine biosynthetic process. Gene Ontology annotation, cellular component: cytoplasm.